This is a messenger RNA of Phytophthora nicotianae INRA-310, 159 nucleotides long. RefSeq lists its product as hypothetical. NCBI's taxonomy places the organism in Eukaryota, Oomycota, Peronosporomycetes, Peronosporales, Peronosporaceae. The record is from RefSeq and is a predicted model, not a curated record. The transcript has a single exon. Bases 1 to 159 code for a protein of 52 amino acids.
AUGCCUGCUCAAGAUCUCAACUCGGGAUCGGUCUUGCAGCUUCCUGCUUCUACAAACGCAUCGAUUCAACACCCCGGAGAGCGUUCGGAUCCUCUGUGCAAGUUCGGCAAUGCUCGUUUCGUAGUUGACUGCUCUGACAUCGAGCUUGAUCGAGACUAA